AUUGCAGAGUUCGAAUCGAUUGUGACAGCCAGAGCACUUGUGAUUCAUGACCUGGUUUGGUUCAUAAUGGAGCUGAUUCAGGGGGCGUUUUGAAGUGACUUUUUCUUCACACGAGCUCUUUGUCAACAAGUUUCCUCCUCCCUCUUCUUCUUCUUCUUCACAGAAAAAGUCACGGGCUGCAAAAACUUGAGCAAACUUCACCCCAGCACAGUCUACACGGUAACAUGGCUGGACGUGUGAGCGCAAGUUUGCUGAAUUCAUUAGGCAGGGGAACUAUUCUUUUUAAAAACAAGAAAUGCUUGCGCAGAAGUGUUGUUUUCAUCUCCCGGUGUCACGCGAGGUCUCUGUCCAGCAGCAGCAUCAGCGCGGCUCAGCCGGACCUCAGCUCGCAUCUCGCUGGAAGAAACUACGCGGAUUUAUAUGAACUGUCAGUUAAAGAUCCAGAAAACUUUUGGGGGUCCAUCGCCAAGGAAAGGCUGGCAUGGACCAAACCUUUCGACCAAGUGUCAGACUGUGAUAUUUCCAGCGGGAAAAUCAACUGGUUUCUUGGAGGGCAACUGAAUGUCUCUGUGAAUUGUUUGGAUGUACACGUGGCAAAUAAUCCAAGCAGAGUGGCCUUGAUUUGGGAGAAAGAUGAACCUGGCACAGAGGAAAGGAUCACAUACAGGGAGCUUCUGGAGAUGACAUGUCGCCUUGCCAAUACAUUAAAGGGUCACGGAGUGCAGAGAGGAGAACGAGUGGCCAUCUACAUGCCUGUGUCUCCUAUGGCAGUGGCAGCCAUGUUGGCCUGUGCCCGAAUUGGUGCCGUACACACUGUGGUGUUUGCAGGCUUCAGCUCAGAGGCUCUGGCUGGCAGAAUUCAGGAUGCCCAAUGCAAGUUUGUUAUUACAUGCAACCAAGGUGUGAGAGGUGGCCGUGUCUUCGAUCUGAAGUCUACAGUGGAUAAAGCUGUAAAGAACUGUCCCUCUGUCCGACAUGUGUUUGUGGCCAAGAGAACUAACAACAGUGUGCCGAUGGGAAAACUAGACAUUCCAUUAGAAGAGGUGAUGGCGGAGCAGUCUUCAGAGUGUGCUCCAGAGCCCAUGGAGAGUGAGGAGAUGUUGUUCAUGCUGUACACCUCGGGCAGUACAGGGAAACCCAAGGGCAUCGUUCACACACAGGCCGGUUACCUGCUUUACGCUUCCCUCACACAUCAGUAUGUGUUUGACUACACACCUGGAGAUGUGUUUGGCUGUGUUGCUGACAUCGGUUGGAUUACGGGUCACAGUUAUGUGGUUUACGGACCACUGUGUAAUGGAGCCACUUCUGUUCUGUUUGAGAGCACACCUGUAUACCCCAAUCCAGGCCGUUACUGGGAGACUGUUCAGAGGUUAAGAAUAAACCAGUUUUAUGGAGCUCCAACUGCCAUCAGAUUACUGUUGAAAUAUGAAGAGAGUUGGGUGAAGAAAUAUGAUAGGUCAUCUCUGAAGACACUUGCAUCUGUUGGAGAGCCCAUUAAUCACGAGGCAUGGGACUGGUUCCAUAAUGUGGUCGGGGAUGGACGAUGCCCCCUGGUGGACACAUGGUGGCAGACAGAAACUGGUGGUGUGUGUAUAGCUCCACUUCCAGCUGAACCUGGAGCAGAGAUCCGGCCUGCCAUGGCUAUGAGACCCUUUUUUGGAAUCAAGCCAGAACUACUAGGGGAGAAGGGACAGAUAAUAACAGGAAAUGAUGUCAACGGGGCUCUGUGCAUUAGCCAACCAUGGCCUGGAAUGGCAAGAACCAUUUUUGGAGACCACCAGAGAUUCGUGGAUGCAUAUUUUAAACCGUACCAAGGUCAGUAUUUUACGGGUGAUGGGGCGUACCGUACUGAAGAUGGUUACUACCAGAUCACAGGACGAAUGGAUGAUGUCAUCAAUAUUAGUGGGCAUCGUCUGGGCACCGCUGAGAUAGAGGAUGCACUGGAUGAACACCCAGAUGUUCCUGAGACCGCAGUGAUCGGGAUUCCCCAUGAGAUUAAAGGAGAAGUUCCAUUUGCAUUUGUAGUUUUAAAAGAAUCUGCUGCUGAGAACCAACAGGCUGUUGUGGAUGAGCUGCGACACCUAGUGGCCACUAAAAUAGCUAAAUAUGCCGUUCCUGAUCAUUUCCUGGUUGUGAAGCGUCUUCCUAAAACACGCUCUGGAAAAAUCAUGAGGAGAAUCUUGCGAAAGGUCGCCGUGCAGGACACAAGCAACCUAGGGGACGUGUCCACGCUGGAUGACCCCUCCGUCGUUUCAGAGAUCAUCAAGGCCCAUAAACACUACAGAAGUCUUGCAGCUAAGCAGUAGAAAGACUCUUGGGAAACUGUCACAUUAAGAAUGAGGAGCUAUGAAUGUCAUACUGUGAUGACAGGGAAUCUAUUCAAGUAAUCCACAUGUGAAUGAGAGAGCAGUGUAUGCUAGCAGCAACGCAGAAUGCAAUUACCGGUUAAGUGCCUUCAAAUGUUGUGAAACAUGCACAUGAAUCCCUCCUAAACUGGAUGUUAGUCCUUGUAAGACAUCUUUUUUCUGCAUUAAUCGUGACACUUUUUACACAGUAUUUUUUUCUUGUAACCAGAGACUCUGAGAGAUAUGCUGCAAAACAUCAGUAUUUUUUUGAUAGAUGAUUUUAUUUUAAGGUACUCAGUCCAGUUUGUGUCCAUGCAAAUCUCACCCUUCUCAUUUUCUCCUGUUUUCAUUCAAGACUUUGCCUUUACUUCCUAAUGCUCAACACAAGAUCAAUGUGAUAUUAUUCAUUUUAAACAAUAUCACAAGUUCACCGUAUUCUCUUUUUCCUAGAAGAAAACAGAUCUAUUUUAAAGGUUUUGAAAUAAUAUUUUGUCUGGCUGUUAUUUUACCUCCAUAUUAAAUGUAAUGUAUGCAGGCACUGCUAUAGGAUUUAAUAAAACACCUCUUUGCCACAACAGCUUGUCUAAACACUUUUCCAAUACAGCUUGACUCAAAACAAACUGUCGAUGUAUUUAUGCUUUUACAGAUUAAAUCAAAUAUUAUGAACCCUC
Messenger RNA from Danio aesculapii, 3016 nucleotides. It is a transcript of the gene acss1, whose product is annotated as acyl-CoA synthetase short chain family member 1. Gene Ontology annotation, cellular component: mitochondrion. Lineage: Eukaryota; Metazoa; Chordata; Actinopteri; Cypriniformes; Danionidae. Gene Ontology annotation, molecular function: acetyl-CoA synthetase activity; AMP binding. The record is from RefSeq and is a predicted model, not a curated record. The transcript has 14 exons. Bases 225 to 2306 code for a protein of 693 amino acids.